Molecule: messenger RNA, 2083 nt
Organism: Sinocyclocheilus grahami
Lineage: Eukaryota; Metazoa; Chordata; Actinopteri; Cypriniformes; Cyprinidae
Product: gastrula zinc finger protein XlCGF57.1-like
Exons: 2
Coding region: 215-1777 (520 amino acids)
Biological process (GO): regulation of DNA-templated transcription
Molecular function (GO): DNA-binding transcription factor activity, RNA polymerase II-specific; RNA polymerase II cis-regulatory region sequence-specific DNA binding
Source: RefSeq, a predicted model, not a curated record
GCUAGUUUUGAGUGUUUUUGUCUAAUCAGGUGCCUCUCACUUGGGACUCCCUCACUAGUGCGCUGACUACUGAACUAAAGAGCACUGAUUGAGACGCACCCAGAGCUUCAGUUCAUUUUUCUUUCAGUUCUUCUCAUCUUAAUCAGGACAGAGUGUCCAAACACAGAGAAACUCCCGCUGAAGCGACUGAGAGCCUCGGCACACACUUAUAAAGAUGGCGUUUAUUAAAGAGGAGACUGAAGACUUCAGGAUUGAAGAAGUGUUCAGUCUGAAACAAGAAGACACCGAGGAACAAACAGACCUAAUCGCAAUGAAAGAGAAAGAAGUACUGAGUGAAAUUGAAGAGAAAGAUCAAUAUGGGAAUCUUCAUGAUUUCAGAACUGGAGAAAAAUCUUUCAGACGUUCGCAGACUGAAAAGACUUCCACACGAAAAAAAGCUCAAAGAAGUUAUUUCACUUGCUUUCAGUUUGGAAAGAGUUUCAAUCAACAAGGAAACCUUAAAGUCCACACUGGAGAGAAGCCUAUCACCUGCCAACAGUGUGGAAAAUGUUUUGCUAAACAUGGAAACCUUAAAGUUCACAUGAGGAUUCACACUGGAGAGAACCCUUUUACCUGCCAACGGUGUGGAAAAAGUUUUACUCAACAUGGAAACCUUAAAGUUCACAUGAGGAUUCACACUGGAGAGAACCCUUUCACCUGCCAACUCUGUGCAAAAAGUUUCACUCGUAAAGAAAGUAUUGACAGGCACAUGAGAAUUCACACUGGAGAGAGGCCUUACACAUGCCAACAGUGUGGAAAGAGUUUCAGCCAACUUGGAAAUCUUAAAGCCCACGUGAAAAUUCACACUGGUGAGAGCUUUUUUACCUGCCAACAGUGUGGAAAAAGUUUCAAUCAAAAAGAAAUCCUUAAAAGGCACAUGAGAAUUCACACCGGAGAAAAGCCGUACACAUGCUCUCAAUGUGGAAAAAGUUUCCAUCAACAUGGAAACCUUAAAGCCCACAUAAAAAUUCACACUGGGGAGAGCCCCUUUAUCUGCCAACAGUGUGGACAAAGUUUCAAGCAUAAAGUAAGCCUUAAUAAGCACGUGAGAAUUCACACCGGAGAAAAGCCUUACACAUGUCAGCAGUGUGGUGAGAGUUUUGCUCAGCGUGUAAACCUUAAGGUCCACAUGAGAGUCCACACUGAAGAGAACCCUUACACAUGCCUUCAGUGUGGUGAGAGUUUUGCUCAACUUGGAAACCUUAAAGUCCACAUGAGAGUCCACAAUGGAGAGAACCCUUACACGUGCCAACAGUGUGGAAAGAGUUUUGCUCAGCGUGUAAACCUUAAAGCCCACAUGACAAUACACAAUGGAGAGAGUCCCUUCACCUGCCAACAAUGUGGAAAAAGUUUCGCUCAUAAAGGAAGCUUUAACGUCCACAUGAGAAUUCACUCUGGGGAGAAGCCCUACACCUGCCAACAGUGUGGAAAGAGUUUCACUCAAAAAGGAAGUCUUAACUGGCACAUGACUGUUCACACUGGAGUAAAGCAUUACACCUGCCCUGAGUGUGGAAAGAGUUUUGCUCAUCAUGGAAACCUUAAAGUCCACAUGGUAAUUCACACUGGAGAGAGCCCUUUCACCUGCCAACAGUGUGGAAAAUGUUUCACUCGCAAAGAAAGUAUUGACAGGCACAUGAGAGUUCACACUGGAGAGAAGCCUUACACAUGCAAACAGUGUGGAAAGAGUUUCAGUCAACAUGGAAACUUUAGAGUCCACAUGAGAAUUCACACUAAAUAGAACACUUACCCCUGCCCUCAGUGUGGAAAGUGUUUCACUCAAAAAGAAAUCCUUAAUAGGCACAUGUGAAUUCACACUGGAGAGAACCGUCGUAGUUGCUCACAGACUGAAAACACUCCCUCAUGAAAAAUGGCUCAAAAGAGAGGGACUAGAAUUAAUUUCAGCUGCUAACAGUGUGGAAACGGAUUCAAUCAAGGAAGCUAUUACAGGCACAUGGAAAUUCGCACUGUUGAAGCCUUACACGUGUGGAAAGACUUUCAGUAAUAAAGGACACUUUGAAAUCCACUUGAGCAUUCACACCGGAGA